Molecule: messenger RNA, 1110 nt
Organism: Anopheles darlingi
Lineage: Eukaryota; Metazoa; Arthropoda; Insecta; Diptera; Culicidae
Product: testis-specific serine/threonine-protein kinase 3-like
Exons: 2
Coding region: 1-1110 (369 amino acids)
Biological process (GO): intracellular signal transduction; microtubule cytoskeleton organization; protein phosphorylation
Cellular component (GO): cytoplasm
Molecular function (GO): tau-protein kinase activity; ATP binding; protein serine/threonine kinase activity
Source: RefSeq, a predicted model, not a curated record
AUGUUCAUCAUACAAAUCGGUAUCAUAAGCAGCGAGAAGCAGAUCCAGAUAAAGGACGACGAGCUUCGCUUCUGGCUUAGGGUGGUACAUCUGACCGAAUACUCCAGCAACGUAGACAACCAAACCGAAAAGCUGGCCUGCAAGGUGAUCGACACGAAGAAGUGCAGCGAAAAGUUCCGCAAGCGAUUCCUGCCGCGGGAGCUAACCGUAUUGCUGCACGUGCGCCAUCCGUACAUCGUGCGCAUCCAGGCCAUCAUCAAAUGUCGCAGCAAAGUUUGUAUCUUCAUGCGUUACGCCGAGAUGGGCGAUCUGCUGUCGUUCCUGGUCGAUCACGGUCCACUGCGUGAACCACAGAUGCGCAUCUGGUGCCGACAGCUAGCCCUCGCCAUCCAGUAUCUGCACACCUCCGGUAUCGCACAUCGGGACUUGAAAUGUGAAAACGUUCUACUAUCGGCGAACUGCAACGUUAAGCUGACCGAUUUCGGGUUUGCGCGUUACGUUACCGAGCAACCGAACCAGAGGGUGCAGAUGAGCUCCACGUUCUGUGGUUCCUUCGAUUACUCGGCCCCGGAGCUACUGAAAGGUCAACCGUACAAUCCCAAAGCAUCGGACGUGUGGGCACUCGGAGUGUUACUAUACAUUCUGUUCAACAAAUCCGUCCCAUUCAAGGGUAAGACGAGGCAGGUGUAUCAACUGCAGAUGUCGCGCAGCUGGAAAUUUCGUUCCCACGUGAACAGCACGCUAUCGCCGGAGGUGAAAUCGUUGAUCCGGAAUCUGCUGGAACCGAACCCACUGGUACGGUGGACCAUCGAAGAAGUGCUGGUCUGUGACUGGCUAGUGCAGGACCGGCGGUUGCGCUCGCUGAAUGCGGCCGAGUUUGCGGCCCUUGCGGAGGCCCGGGUUUUCACGCGCCAUUCCGCCGACAUGAACCAGGUGCAGGCGAAGUUGCAGCGCACGGAAACAUCCGCACGAUCGGUCACGAUGAUAAAGGAACAACCGGAACCGAUGGCAAAUGCCGCAGCAGCAGCAGGAGGAGGAGGAGGAGGAGGAUCUGCCGCACUGGCAUCGUUGCUAUCGACCAGAACCUCCCUCGCUAACGAUCCGCAAUAG